Molecule: messenger RNA, 1114 nt
Organism: Drosophila montana
Lineage: Eukaryota; Metazoa; Arthropoda; Insecta; Diptera; Drosophilidae
Exons: 2
Coding region: 84-698 (204 amino acids)
Source: RefSeq, a predicted model, not a curated record
UAGGAAUCUGAAUCUGACUACCUUCCAGAUAUUGAUCAGAUCGAAAUUGAGUUAUUCAAAAUUAUUUGUGUAGCUCCCACGUGAUGAGCGAACCGAUAUCGAGCCGCGGGCUGCGCUUCAUAUACAAUGCGCUCCUGCUGACGACAUCCGGCCUGACGGCCACAAAGCUGAUGCCGCAGAAGCAUCCGUUCGCCCUUGCCGCCUGCGUGGUUGGCGGCCUGGCCGCUGUUUUUGGCCUGGUGCGCGCCUUCCUUGACGACGGCAGCAGUCGCGAAUUUCGCAUGCUGCGCAAUGUUACCCAGUGCAUGCUGGAGCUGAUGCCCCUGGCGUUGGUUAACAUGGAGCUGUAUGCGCAUUCGCUGGGCGUCGGCGCCGUUGCGCUGGCCCAUGGCAUCUUUGUGCUGCCGCUGCUGCUCGAUCUGAGGUGCUCCGUGUUUAAGAAUCGCAAGGAUUGCGAUCUCACCGAAACACUGCGAGAUCUUUUGGUAUUGGGCAACAUUGUAUCGCUCGGCUUUCUGGCCGUUAAGGAGCGCAAUUAUCUCUAUUUACGCAUGACCCUCACCAUGCUGGUGGUCAAAUAUUAUCCGGUGCUGAUGGACAGCGCCCAGGAGGAGACUGGCGAGGAUCUGAUUGUCUGCGGCAAUGCCUAUCUCCUGCAUCUGCUCGGCAAGGCGGUUGCCCAAUGGGCGCUUGACUAGAAACCCCCACCCCUCCGAGUACAUGCACCCCGCCUCCAAUGCGUACAACCCACAAGGAUUUAAGGUUUCGAACGUAAUUCCAAUUCCACGAAUUUGCUUGGCCCAGCACGCCAGCUCGAUUCACUUCUAUGGCUUGCCUGGUGUGUCAUGCAUCGGGCAUAUGCAUUAAUCGACCUACAGCUGUUCGUCCUGACGAACUGACAGACUGACAGGCUGAUGGACUGACUGACUGAUUGAUGAGCAAUGCCCAGCUCAAGCUUUAAGAGCUGUUUGCCCUGUUGUUUUAUUAGCGAAAGAGGAAUGCGGAAUUUCACGCGUAAGUGUGGAAAAUUUGUGAAAAUUUGUGAAAUUCGAAAAAUAAAUUAUAUUAAAUUUCUUAUCAUUUGUCCUUAAAUCCGCUUCAAACUUUGUUUCAA